AUGGCAGCUCUAGCAUCAAACCCUCAAAUGCUAACGAGACAAGCUCAUAGUAACAAGAAACAACAAUUUUGGAGGAAAGAGAGUUUGAAUUUGGAGAAAAAGUUUGGUUUUUGUGUGAAGGUUUACAAUUAUGAAAAGCUUGGGAGGUCACAAAUGGAGAAAGAGUGGAGAUUAAAAGCCUUUUGGGCAAACGUAUCACGGCCCGAGACUGUGGAGAUGGAACCCAUUAACGAUGUUGAUGAGCUCGAUGCUGUUCUCUCUCGUGCAAACCAACUCUCUCAGCCUAUCAUCAUCGAAUGGAUGGCUUCUUGGUGUAGGAAAUGUAUUUACUUGAAGCCUAAGUUGGAGAAAUUGGCGGCGGAAUAUGAUAGCAAAGUAAAGUUUUACUACGUGGAUGUGAAUAAGGUCCCUCAAACCUUGGUGAAGCGUGGGAACAUUUCGAAAAUGCCCACAAUUCAGUUAUGGAAAGAAGAGGAGAUGAAAGAAGAAGUGAUAGGAGGUCAUAAAGGAUGGCUUGUUAUUGAAGAAGUUAGAGAAUUAAUCAACAAAUUUGUUUGA
This is a messenger RNA of Arabis nemorensis, 558 nucleotides long. The record is from the annotation of a GenBank genome assembly. NCBI's taxonomy places the organism in Eukaryota, Viridiplantae, Streptophyta, Magnoliopsida, Brassicales, Brassicaceae.